Messenger RNA from Durotheca rogersii, 183 nucleotides. Its product is annotated as cytochrome-c oxidase, subunit VIIa. The transcript is spliced from 4 exons. Gene Ontology annotation, biological process: mitochondrial electron transport, cytochrome c to oxygen. Bases 1 to 183 code for a protein of 60 amino acids. The record is from RefSeq and is a predicted model, not a curated record. Lineage: Eukaryota; Fungi; Ascomycota; Sordariomycetes; Xylariales; Xylariaceae.
AUGGCUAUCAAGCCCAUCACCGGCAUGCUCCGACGAGGCCUCAUCACCGACAUCAGUGUUGCGCUUGGACUUGGCGUGACGUUCGGCACCCUAUUCUGGCACGGCUUCCACAUGCCGCGCACCCACGCGCGAGACGCCUUCUACAGGAAACUAGAGGCGGACCGGGCCGCUCGAGCUGUCUAG